ACCCAUUUACGAUUUAAAUUUUUGGUUCCUGAGCCUCUCCGCAAAGCCCUCCCGUUCCAGUUCCAGUUCUUGUUCUUGUUCUUGUUCAUGUUUGUCUUCGUCCUCCUAUGAAAAUGAAAUGAAAAUGGUGGUGAAGAAGGCUUCGUUGUCUCUGAUCUAAUCUACUCUGCUCUGGAGUGAAGGAAGGACACGAUCGCGCAUCCCGAAUAGGCUUUUCCGUUUCAAUUUGAGUCAAGAGAAGCAAACCCAUCUCCAUUACAAGGUAAGGUCAGGUCAGAGAUGUACAUCAAAUCGAAGUUGUCAUGGAAUGUGGUACUUCCGGCCGGGAACCUCAACGUCGAAGGCCUAAUGCUUCAAAAGGCUAUAAUCACCCGCCUCACGGCUGACUUUGCCGCCAAGAAAGCCACCAAGGAUCUCGGCUAUUUCCUGGCGGUGACCACCGUGGGAAGAAUCGGCGAGGGAAGGGUUCGACAGCAGUCGGGCGACGUCCUAUUCCCGGUGGAAUUUACGUGCGUGACAUUCAAGAUGCUCCCGAAAGAAGUCUUGGAUGGCACCGUGUACCAAAUUCUCAAGCACGGCGUGUUCUUGCGAUGCGGGCCCAUCGAGAAAGUGUUCCUAUCCCACCAGAAGAUGGACGAUUAUCAGUAUGUCUCCGGCGAGAAUCCGCACUUCAUGAACAACAAGUCGUCGAAGAUUGAAAAGGGCAGCGUGGUGCGGUUCAUGGUGAUCGGGCAGAAGUAUAUGGAGGCCGAGAAAGAUUUUCAAGCCCUCGUCAGCCUCGAAGGCGAUUACCUUGGCCCGAUUUCUUACCCGGAAUAGACGACGAAAAAUCGAGGUACUCCCUUCUUCUUACAUUAUUAUCUUAGUAUAUGAACUCUUGCAAAAACUAGCUGUGUUUUCUCUUAUGAAUGCUGUAAAAGAGGAUUUGCAUUUUCUCAGAAUGGGAUGUUUUGGGUUUUAAAGAUCUCUUGUGAAGAAAUAAAUUUGUUUCCAUGAGUA
Molecule: messenger RNA, 999 nt
Organism: Andrographis paniculata
Lineage: Eukaryota; Viridiplantae; Streptophyta; Magnoliopsida; Lamiales; Acanthaceae
Product: DNA-directed RNA polymerase V subunit 7-like
Exons: 2
Coding region: 280-819 (179 amino acids)
Biological process (GO): DNA-templated transcription initiation
Molecular function (GO): single-stranded DNA binding; single-stranded RNA binding
Source: RefSeq, a predicted model, not a curated record